This is a messenger RNA of Chroicocephalus ridibundus (black-headed gull), 14166 nucleotides long. It is a transcript of the gene VPS13B, whose product is annotated as vacuolar protein sorting 13 homolog B. The transcript has 62 exons. The record is from RefSeq and is a predicted model, not a curated record. Lineage: Eukaryota; Metazoa; Chordata; Aves; Charadriiformes; Laridae. The coding region runs from base 173 to 12346 and encodes 4057 amino acids.
GGCGGUGGAGGCCGGAGGGAGAGCACACGCGCCGGGGAACCCGGAAGUGGCUGUGCGGUGGAGCCGGAGCUGCCUACGCGGGGCUCCCGCGGCCCGGCCGGCCCGGGGGCGCGGAGCCUCCGGAGGCGGUUGGAAGGGCAGUGCUUGACCCGUAAUACGGAAAUCUUUCAGGAUGCUGGAGUCCUAUGUAACUCCUAUUUUGAUGAGUUAUGUGAAUCGCUAUAUAAAGAACUUGAAGCCUUCGGAUCUACAGUUGUCACUCUGGGGAGGAGAUGUUGUACUUAGUAAACUUGAAUUAAAGUUGGAUGUACUUGAACAGGAGCUGAAGCUACCGUUUACUUUUUUAAGUGGGCAUAUUCAUGAACUUCGGAUUCAUGUGCCAUGGACAAAGUUGGGAUCAGAACCAGUUGUCAUCACUAUCAAUACAAUGGAAUGCAUCUUGAAAUUAAAGGAUGGAGCUCAGGAAGACCAUGAAAGUUGUGGUUCCAGUUCUACAAACCGCAGUACCACAGAAAGCAUGAAAUCAGCAGUAAAACCACGACGAGUUCAGCAAUCUGCUUCUCCUGACCCUGAUUUACCUCCAGGUUAUGUUCAGAGUUUGAUUAGGCGUGUUGUGAACAAUGUCAACAUUGUGAUCAACAAUCUCAUAUUAAAAUAUGUGGAGGAUGAUAUUGUUCUCUCAGUCAAUAUCACUUCUGCAGAAUGCUAUACAGUGGAUGAGUUUUGGGAUCGAGCUUUUAUGGACAUCUCUGUUAAGAACAUGUAUGCAUACCUUGUUUUUCUUAUGCAAUGUAUUUUUUUUUUAACCUAUCUACUUCUUUUAAAAGCCACCGAUCUGGUACUGAGAAAGAUGAUCAACUUUUCUGACUGCACAGUCUGUCUCGAUAAGAGAAAUGCUAGUGGUAAAAUUGAAUUUUACCAGGAACCUCUGCUGUACAAAUGUUCGUUCAAGACUCGUCUGCAUUUUACUUAUGAUAACCUCAACUCCAAAAUGCCAUCUAUUAUUAAAGUUCACACAUUAGUUGAAAGUUUGAAACUUUCAAUCUCUGAUCAGCAGCUUCCUAUGUUUAUACGUAUAAUGCAACUUGGAAUUGCUCUUUAUUAUGGAGAAAUAGGCAACUUCAAAGACGGGGAAAGCGAAGAUUUGAUUUGCCACACUAAAGAUAUGUUGGGAAAUAUCACGGGCACAGAAGAUGAAACGAGCUCAGUAAUGCAAUAUCCAACACAGUAUAUUAAUCAAGAUCCUUAUUUGCAUCAAGACGAUGACCAGCAGCAAGGAUGGGUUUCUUGGGCUUGGUCUCUUGUUCCUGCUAUUGUGAGUUACGAAGAUGAAGAGAAUGAUUCUAGUGGAAAUGGUGAUGGAUCGACGCUACAUCAGCAGAAAUCUCCGUCCCUCAAGGAUCCUAUUAUUUCAAUUGGGUUUUACUGUACAAAGGCAACAGUGACUUUUAAGCUCACUGAAAUGCAAGCUGAAAGCAGUUAUUACAGCCCUCAGAAAGUUAAAUCCAAAGAAGUUAUAUGCUGGGAACAAGAAGGAACCACAGUUGAGGUCCUUAUGAAAGGUGAACUUUUCUUUGAUUGCCAAAUAGGUUUUGUUGGUUGCCAAGCUAUGUGCCUUAAAGGAAUUAUGGGAAUUAAAGACUUUGAAGAGAACAUGAAUAGGAGCGAAGAAGAGGCCUACUUCUUUAAUUGCGGAGAAAAUUUGAGUGCAAAAGGGAUGACGUACCUUACGAAUUCACUAUUUGAUUACAGAAGUCCAGAAAAUAAUAGUAUUCGUGCAGAAUUUAUUUUGGAUGCAGCUCAUCAUAAGGAGACGUACACAGAGAUAGCUGGAAUGCAGAGGUUUGGGGCUUUCUACAUGGAUUACUUGUACACAAUGGAAAGCACCAGUGGCAAAGUUUCUGGGAAUCAGCAAGACCUUUCUUCAGUAAAGAGUGAAGAUUUUGGAAGUGUUCAGGAGAUGUCUACAAAAAGCCUGGUUGUGGGCCCACUCAAUCUUCGAUUGGAUAGCAGCGCGGUACACCGGAUAAUGAAAAUGAUAGUUUGUGCUCUGGAACAUGAAUAUGAGCCAUACAGCAGAACUAAGCCAGAUAUUAUGGAUGGAAAUAGAACUAUGCCAAGCUCAGAAGAAGUAGCAUCAUUGGAGGAAUACAUUCCCACUCGACUUACAACAUUAACUGUUCUUAAGUGUACGAUUAUAAUCCCUGUGGCAGAAUUCAAUUUACUAGACCACUUGAUGCCAAUAAUCAUGGGUGAGAAGAACUUAAGCGGACUGUUAAAUGCUGCAAGCUUCCAGCCCCUGCGGCCUUUACCUUCCAUCCGAAUUUUGGUGGAUAAGGUUAACCUGGAGCACUCAGUGCCCAUGUAUGCCGAGCAACUGGUGCAUGUGGUCAGCAGCCUCGGCCAGCCGUCGGACAACCUGCUUCAUUACUGUUACUCGCACUGCUAUCUGAAGAUAUUUGGUUUUCAAGCAGCACUGACUUCUUUGGACAGCAAAGGAUUGUACUGCUUCCCUGUUCCAGUUAUUCCUUCAUUCAGUACUGCUGUUUAUGGCAAGCUGAUCAAGUUUCCAAAAUAUUGGACCAAGCGAGCUCACGUCCCGCUAACAGAAUGCAUAUUUGAGCUUCCUAAUUUGACAGUUCAAGCAACUAGAGCUCAAACCCUUCUUCUUCAAACUAUUUAUCAGAGCUGGUGUCAUCCUGCUGGAAAUGUCAGUUCGGUGGUGGUAAAUGAAGCUUUACUGAAUGAGGUUUUCCAAACUUCAGGUGUGAAAUCUAAGAAUCCCCUGCCAACUCUUGAGGGCUCGAUCCAGAAUGUUGAAUUGAAGUACUGCGGCACAUCAUUGGUCAAAUGUGCCUCUGGGACCGUGGGAUCAAUAAAAAUUUGUGCCAAAGCCCCAGGUGAUGGAAAAGAGAAGCUGAUUCCUUUAAUUCAAGGCCCUUCUGACACCAGAGACUUACAUAGCAGUAAAUGGCUCAAUGAGAGUAGAAAGCCAGAAUCUCUCUUAGCUCCAGAUUUGGUAGCCUUUACAAUCCAAAUUCCACAGUAUAUGGACUACUGCCAUAAUUCUGGUGCAGUACUCUUGUCCAGCGUACAAGGAUUAGCAAUUAAUGUUGAUCCAGUCCUAUAUACUUGGCUUAUCUACCAACCUCAGAAACGAGCUAGUAGACACAUUCAGCAGCAGUCUGUAGGAACUGUUCCGCUUGGUGUGUCAGUAACUCGCAAGAAAGAGGAUGAAGCAUCAGUUGGAAGUGCCCCUUUGGCAAGGCAGCAGUCAAAUCAAGCCUCUGAGUAUGCCAGCAGUCCUGUCAAAACCAAAACAGUAACAGAGUCUCGUCCUUUGUCACUUCCUGUGAAAACCAUGCUGAACUCAUCUGAAAGCUGCAGAAGUCCUGAAGAAAGAAUGAAGGAAUUUAUUGGAAUAGUGUGGAAUGCAGUUAAACGCCUUACACUUCAGCUUGAAGUGCAAUCUUGUUGUGUAUUCCUUCCGAACGACAGCCUGCCUUCCCCAAGUACUAUUGUAUCGGGCGACAUUCCUGGGACUGUGCGGAGCUGGUACCAUGGGCAGGCCAGUAUGCCUGGCACACUUGUUGUCUGCUUGCCCCAGAUAAAGAUUAUGAGUGCUGGACACAAACACAUGGAACCAUUGCAGGAAAUCCCAUUUGUUGUGCUGAGACCCAUCCUGGAAGAAGGUGAUGCUUUUCCGUGGACUAUUAGUCUGCAUCAUUUCAGUAUAUAUACUCUCCUUGGACAACAGAUGACACUUAAUUUAGUGGAGCCAAUGGGCUGCACUUCUACUUUAGCUGUUACUUCACAGAAACUGCUUGCUUCGGGGCCAGAAUCCAGACACUCAUUUGUUGUCUGCCUCCAUGUCGACCUUGAGUCCCUUGAAAUAAAAUGCUCCAACCCCCAGGUGCAGCUUCUGUAUGAACUGGCUGAGAUCACAAGUAAAGUUUGGAAUAAAAUUCAGAGGAAAGGAAUUCUAUAUCAAUCUUCUGUCUACACUGAAACCACGUCAGGACCAGUUCCUCCCAGCUCUCCAGUUAAAAGUAGCGUUGGUACUGCUCCACCGGAUACCAGCACAUACAGCCCAUCCGCUGACAUUGGGACUACUACAGAGGGUGAUUCUCUUCAGGGUGGUGAUGAUUCUCCCUUCUCAGACUCAAUUACAUUGGAACAAACAACAAGUAAUAUCGGAGUCUCAAGUGGACGUGUCAGCCUAUGGAUGCAGUGGAUGUUGCCAAAAAUUACUGUAAAAUUGUUUGCUCCUGAUCCUAGAAAUAAUGGCACAGAAGUUUGUGUUGUCAGUGAAUUAGAAGAUCUCAGUGCCUCAGUGGAUGUGCAAGAUGUCUAUACCAAAAUCAAAUGUAAAAUAGAAAGCUUCAAUAUUGACCAUUACAGAAACAGCCUUGGGGAAGAUUCUUGGUCUCUGGGGCAAUACGGAGGUGUGUUCCUUUCCUGUACUGACAAGCUGAACAGACGUACCUUGUUGGUUCGACCCAUCAGCAAGCAGGACCCUUUCAGUAGUUUCUCUGGCUUCUUCCCCUCUACAACGGCAAAACUUUUAGAUGGCUCACACCAACAACAUGGAUUUCUUUCUCUCACUUACACCAAAGCUGUGACAAAAAAUGUCCGGCACAAACUGAUAUCAAGAAAUGAACGAAGAACAUUUCACACGCUAUCAGAAGGUCACACUGAUGGUUCUCCUCACUUUCUUCAUGAGAUCCUUCUCUCUGCUCAGGCCUUUGAUGUGGUCCUCUGUUUUCCAUUGCUUAAUGCAAUUGCAAGCAUUUUUCAAGCCAGGUUGCCAAGGAGUCAAAAGGAGAAAAGAAAAUCACCAGGCCAACCUAUGAGGACUCAUGCUCUAACUUCCCGCAACUUACCUCUGAUUUAUAUCAACACCGGUGUGAUAAGAGUCUUCUUUCCCAAAAAUGAGGAAGAUCAUCAUACUGCUGAAGUUAAUCCAGCAAUUAAAGAAGACACUUUGGUUCUCAAGAUUGGAUCUGUCUCUAUGGCUCCUCAGGCUGACAACCCUCUUAGUAGAGCUGUGCUCAGAAAAGACAUUUAUCAGAGAGCACUGAAUCUAGGAAUACUUCGAGACCCUGGAUCAGAGGUUGAAGACAGACAAUAUCAAGUAGAUCUUCAAUCUAUAAACAUUGGUACUGCUCAUUGGAAUCAGUUGAAACCAGAGAAGGAAAAUGGAAAAGGAGGCGUUUUGACAGAGAGUGAAAGAAAUUCUCAAAAUCCAGCGCUUGAAUGGAACAUGGCCAGUAGCAUAAGGCGUCAUCAGGAGAGGAGAGCAAUUUUAACUCCAAUUUUAACGGAUUUCACAGUUCGAAUAACUGCAGCUCCUGCAAUUAUUUUUACAAAAAUUGAUGCUGCAGAGAAUUUGCACACAGAGGAAAUUCUGGUGUGUGGUCAUUCUUUGGAAGUGAAUGUGACAACAAACCUGGAUUUCUUCCUUAAUGUUGCUCAAGUACAACUUCUUCAGCAGCUGAUACAAGCCAAUAUGGUUGGACUGGAACCUUCUAGUAGCACCACUGAGAUUUCCAAACAAGAGCGGAAAAAAGUGGAUGUGUCUGAUGGAGGAACAGUUGAGACUUCUUCCCGUUAUAGUGGGGCACAGGACAGUGGGAUUGGCAGCGACAGUGUUAAGAUCAGAAUCGUUCAGAUUGAGCAGCACAGUGGUACCAGCCAGCACCGCAUUGCCCGUCCUUCCCGCCAGUCUUCCAUCGUGAAGAAUCUCAAUUUCAUUCCCUUUGACAUUUUUGUUACAGCAAGUCGAAUCUCCUUGAUGACUUACUCAUGCAGUGCCUUACCUAAAUCAAAAUCAGUACAAGAUCAGAAAGAUGGUGAGAAAAUAAGCAAAAGCUCCUUGAACCUUCCAGAAGUGGGCUCUGGUGGCAGCCAUGAUACCAAGAAGCCCAGUCAGCCAUGCAUCUCAUCCGUCACAGCAGAUGAUCUUUUGAACAGUAAUGUUCCCCUGUCUACUGGGAGAAAAACGGGUCUUUUGUCACUGGAAAGUCUGCAUGCUUCCACAAGAUCGUCUGCUCGACAAGCCCUGGGUGUAACUAUUGUUCGUCAGCCUGGUCGCAGGGGAACUGGGGACAUAGAGCUACAGCCAUUUCUCUACCUCAUUGUAUCGCAGCCCUCUGUGCUCCUGAGCUGCCACCACAGGAAGCAAAAAGUAGAAAUAUCAGUUUUCGAUGCUGGUCUUAAAGGAGUAGCCUCAGACUACAAGUGUACAGAUCCUGGGAAGACUCUACCAGAAGCUCUGGAUUAUUGCAAGAUUUGGUUGCAGACGGUAGCAGGAGAGGUAGAUGCGAAGAGUGGUAUUCCACCUCCUCUUAUCACUGUGCAAAUUAAAGACUUCCUUAAUGGACCAGCUGACGUAAACGUGGACAUAUCAAAACCUGUGAAAGCAAAUUUCAGUUUUGUCAGACUUGAUCAAAUAAACCAGUUUUUGAAGAAAAUCAUAACCAGAAAUGGUGAUGAGCCCAAGAAGGAGGCUGCUCCGUCCGCUGGCAUUAAUCCGGAUGAGGAUGUCACUUCAAUAACCAAACACCCCAGUACAAAGGAUUUGCUAUCUGCAGUGCACACCAACACUGCGCAAAAGGCUACAGCACAAGAAAACUUGUGGCAAGCGCUUUCCUGCUUCCAGAAAAUUUCCAUUCACACCGUUCAAAUGGUUGUUUCAAUGGAAACCGUCCCACAUCCCAAUAAACCUUGUUUGUUAGUCUCUUUAUCAAACCUCACCGGGAGCCUGAAUAUUAAAAGUGGACAUAAAACUGCAGGAAUCCAUGGAUCAUCUUUUGUCCUUGACAUAAAAGAUUUCCUACUUAAAACAAGUCUCAGAGAAAAAGCCAGGUCUCUGAUGGGCCCUUUUUGCUGCUCUGUUAAUGUGGAAGCCAAGUGGUGUAAGCACAGUGGUGAUCCUGGCCCAGAGCAAUCUGUUCCAAAAAUAUACAUCGAUUUGAGAGGAGGACUGCUGCAGGUUUUCUGGGGUCAAGAGCAUUUGAACUGUUUAGUUCUUCUCCAGGAGCUUCUGUGGCAGUACCUCACUAAAAAGGGCAGUGUAGCGACAUUGAUAUCUGAACGUCCACACCACGCUUGUUUUUCUACGGAAAGGAAUCAAGCCUUCAAAACUGAGCAUACCUCAGAUGAUCUGAGAACAGGCCUGUUCCAAUAUAUACAGGAUGCAGAAGCACAGAAACUGCCCAGUGCCUAUGAAGUUGUGUUUUACAAUGAAACUGAGGAUAGUCCGGGCAUGAUGUUGUGGAGAUAUCCAGAACCCAGAGUGCUCACUCUUGUAAGGAUUAACCCCGUUCCUUUUAAUACCACUGAAGACCCAGAUAUUAGCACUGCUGACCUUGGAGAUGUUCUUCAGAUUCCUUGCAGCUUGGAGUACUGGGAUGAGCUUCAGAAAUCAUUUGUUGCAUUCCGGGAAUUCAGUCUCUCAGAAAGCAAAGUCUGUGAACUACAGCUGCCCAGUAUCAACCUUGUGAAGGAUCAGAAAGAGCUCAUAGCCUCCGAUCUGUGGAGGAUAGUCCUGAACAGCAAUCAGAAUGCGGCUGAUGACCAAAGCUCGGAAAGUGAAUCUGGCUCACAAAGUGCGUGCGAUCAGCUUGUAACGCCCACCGCAUUAGCAGCCUGUACCAGGGUUGACUCCUGUUUUACUCCUUGGUUUGUGCCAUCGCUAAGUGUGUUGAUCCAAGUUACUUAUUUGGAAGUCCACCUCUGCCAUCAUCUCGAUCAACUAGGCACAGCACCACCAAAAUUUCUUCAGCCAUUUUUAUCUGAUAAGAACAUGCCAUCUGAACUAGAAUACAUGAUAAUUUCCUUUGAUGAGCCUCAUGUAUAUCUUCGUCAAUGGAACGAUGAGUCAAUGUUCCAGGAGAUCCAGUUCUCAACUCAAGCCGACUGUAAACUGUUGGAGUGCCGAAACGUGACUAUGCAGAGUGUUGUGAGACCUUUCAAAGUCUGGGGACAGAUUGCUAUUUCCAGCAGCACAGUAGGAAGGCUAUUGGACUGCACGAUAAUGGUGGAUCCCAUUUUCAUCAACUUUGGCCAAUAUGCCCUUCAUUCUCUAAAUACAGCAAUUCAAGCUUGGCAGCAGAACCAAUGCCCUGAGGCAGAGGAGUUGGUCUUCAGCCAUUUUGUGAUCUGUAAUGACACACAAGAGACACUGCGGUUUGGCCAGGUGGAUACUGAUGAAAAUAUUUUGCUGGCUAGUCUCCACAGUCACCAGUACAGCUGGCGCUCUCACAAGUCCCCACAGCUGUUACACAUCUGUAUUGAAGGCUGGGGGAACUGGCGGUGGUCUGAACCAUUUAGUGUGGACAAUACAGGGACCUUUAUUCGUACCAUUCAGUACAAAGGCCGGACAGCAUCACUUAUUAUCAAGGUUCAGCAGCUCAGUGGAGUGCAAAAGCAAAUCCUAAUCUGUGGAAGACAGACAGUCUGUAGUUACCUUUCCGAAAGUAUUGAACUGAAAGUGGUUCAGCAUUACAUUAGUCAGGAUGGACAGGCUGUUGUUAAAGAACACAUGAACUGCCUUGCAGCCAAGCAGAAGUUGCCUUCAUAUGUCCUAGAAAACAAUGAGCUCACCGAGCUGAGUGUGAAAGCGACAGGAGAUGAAGACUGGUCCCAAGACGUAUGUCUAAGUUCUAAACAUACAGAACACAGCACUGUUAUUCAGGUACCAUCUUCAAAGAGUUCAAUUACAUAUGUGUGGUGCACAAUUUUGACUUUAGAGCCCAACUCUCAUGUGCAGCAGCGAUUAAUUGUUUUCAGCCCUCUUUUCAUUGUAAGGAGCCAUCUUCCGGACCCAAUUAUCAUACAUUUAGAGAAAAGAAGUCUGGGACUGAAUGAAACACAAGUGACUCCAGGAAAAGGACAGGAGAAAGAACUGCAAAAUAUAGAACCCGAUCUUACGCACCACCUGACGUUUCAAGCCAGGGAGGAAGAUGAUCCAUCAGAGUGCGCGGUCCCUAUCUCAACCGCGCUAAUUAAACAGAUAGCGACUAAAUCCCAUCCAGGUGGCAAUGUCAACCAAAUACUGUCCGAGUUCUAUGGCACCGCUAAUCCUCCCCAGCCUGCAUGGCCAUAUAAUAGGAAGGAUUCAGACAGCAAUGAACAACUCUCCCAAUGGGAUAGCCCAAUGCGGGUAAAGCUGUCGGUGUGGAAACCAUGUGUUAAAACUCUGCUGAUAGAGCUCCUGCCCUGGGCUUUGCUUAUCAAUCAGUCCAAGUGGGACCUCUGGCUGUUUGAAGGAGAGAAGAUCGUUCUUCAAGUACCUACUGGGAAAGUAAUUAUACCUCCCAAUUUCAAGGAAGCUUUUCAGGUUGGAAUAUACUGGGCAAACACUAAUACUGUGCACAAAUCAGUGGCAAUUAAACUGGUUCAUAAUGUGACCUCCCCGAAAUGGAAGGAUGCCGAUAAUGGAGAAGUGGUAACAUUGGACGAAGAAGGUUUUGUUGAAGCUGAAAUAAAACUUGGUGCUUUUCCAGGUCAUCAAAAGUUGUGUCAAUUCUGCGUUUCUUCGAUGGUUCGACAAGGUAUACAAAUUCUGCAGAUAGAAGAUAAGACAACAAUAAUCAAUGAUACCUCAUACCAAAUCUAUUAUAGGCCACAGCUUUCUAUUUCCAAACCACAUUCAGGAGAAGAGGACUUCCACUCACCAGACAGUACGGUGUUCAGCGUCAGCCCAGCCGGGGCACCACCCAGCGAGAUGCUGAACGCCGUGCCCUGCUGGGACCUGAUGUCAGACACCGGUCCCUUAGCGGCGGGGGAGCCCCCCACUGAAAAGCGCGUGCUGCUGAGCUUCAGUCCAGGCGGCUGCGCGGGCAGUGGCGAGCUGUGGAGCCUACCGGCUGUCAUUAAACAGGAGUUUCCUAGACAGAGUGUGGCGGUGCCCACAGGGGUUUGUGGUGAAAGUGGAUUUUGUACCAGAGCUAUAGCACUGACUUAUCAAGAGCAUCUUGGCGUGACGUACCUAACACUUACAGAAGAUCCUAGUCCUCGUAUAAUUAUUCACAAUAGGUGCUCCGUUCCACUGCUUGUAAAAGAGAACUUCAAAGAUACACCAAAGUUUGAAGUUUAUUGUAGAAAGGUUCCAGCUCAAUGUUCGGUUCAUCAUGAACUUUACCAUCAAGUCUCCAGCUAUCCAGAUUGCAAAACAAGAGAUUUGCUGCCCAGCAUUCUUCUGAAAGUGAUGUCGUCCAAUGAAUUAGUAAAUGAAUGGAGUGAUAUUGUGGACAUCAACAAUCAAGGAACACAAAUUGUGUUCUUAACGGGCUUUGGCUAUGUUUAUGUGGACAUUGCUCAUCAGUGUGGAACAAUAGUUAUAACCUUGGCCCCAGAAGGAAGAGCAGGACCCGUCGAGAUCAACCUCAACAGAAGUCAAGAGCAGACCCUGUCACUGAAAAUGUUCAUCAGUCAGUUAAGUCUUGCUGCAUUUGAUGAUAUUACAAACCACAAAGUAUCAUCUGAACUUCUGCGUCUCACAGCAGACAACGUUUUCCUCCACAUGGCUCCAGCCACCAGCUACCUGAGAUCCUUGUCACAGGAGUUCCAGCGGGAUGCCAUGGAAGGCCUCCCACAAUUUCAUAGUCUCCAAGUGUAUUGUGAAGACUUGCAACUGGACAAUCAGUUGUACAGCAAAUCCAAUUUCCACUUUGCAGUCCUGCUGUGCCAAGGAGAGAAAAAUGAGACCGUGCAGUGGUCCAGAGUGAACAACCUCAUUGUUUGUAAUAAAGAUUUGGAAAGCUAUAAGGAAAACUGCUUUAUAAAACUCUGCAUUGCUUUUUCCGAGGAAGAGAAUUUCGUGUUUCACGUGAAUGACCUCAGCUUUGAGCUCAAACCAGCUAGGCUGUAUGUGGAAGACACCUUUGUUUACUACAUUAAGACUCUGUUUGAUACAUAUCUUCCAGAAAACAAAACUGCUUGUCGAUCCAUGAAUACUUCAGAUACUACCCUGAUACUGCCUGAACAAGUGAGAGAGCAUGCAAGAGCUUUAGUCAAGCCAGUGAAGUUAAGAAAAUUAACAAUACAACCUGUUAAUCUUCUUGUCAGUAUUCAUGCUUCGUUGAAACUGUAUAUAGCCUCAGAUCACACCCCUCUCUCCUUCUCUGUGUUUGAACGAGGACCCAUCUUCACCACUGCCAGGCAACUUGUCCAUGCCUUGGCCAUGCAUUAUGCUGCUGGAGCACUUUUCAGAGCAGGCUGGGUUGUUGGAUCGUUGGAAAUUCUCGGAAGCCCGGCUAGUCUGGUGAGAAGCAUAGGGAACGGCAUAGCCGAUUUCUUUAGGCUCCCUUAUGAAGGGCUGACCAGAGGCCCAGGAGCAUUUGUCAGUGGAGUUUCCAGAGGAACAACAUCAUUUGUAAAACACAUUUCCAAAGGUACACUGACGUCAAUUACCAAUCUGGCAACAAGUCUUGCUCGGAAUAUGGAUAGGCUGUCACUGGAUGAGGAGCAUUACAACAGACAAGAAGAAUGGAGGAGGCAGCUUCCAGAGAGCCUGGGAGAAGGACUGAGACAGGGGCUGUCUCGUUUAGGCAUUAGCCUUCUAGGUGCAAUCGCUGGGAUUGUGGAUCAGCCAAUGCAGAAUUUUCAGCGAGUGUCCGAAGCCCAAGCUUCAGCUGGGCAUAAAGCCAGAGGGGUCAUCUCGGGUGUGGGGAAGGGAAUCAUGGGCGUCUUCACAAAGCCCAUCGGAGGGGCAGCUGAGCUCGUCUCCCAGACAGGUUACGGUAUUUUGCAUGGAGCUGGACUUUCUCAGCUUCCCAAGCAGCGCUCUCAUCCAAAUGAUCAACAUGUUGAGCAGGCUCCAAAUAGCCACGUCAAAUAUGUCUGGAAAAUGCUGCAAUCCCUAGGAAGGCCGGAGGUCCAUAUGGCCUUAGACGUCAUGAUUGUGAGUGGCUCAGGCCAGCAGCAUGAAGGCUGCUUACUGCUCACCUCGGAGGUGCUUUUCGUGGUCAGUAUCAGUGAAGACACGCAGCAGCAGGCAUUCCCCGUGACUGAAAUCGACUGUCUGGAAGAUGAUCAGCAAAAAGACCUGCUGAAGGUGCAGCUAAAACAACAGAGAGUGCCUUCCGAUUUGGAGGCAGAUGGAGCUAGAGAGAGACUAUCAGAACAACAAUACAACCGCCUUGUGGAGUACAUCACAAAGACAUCUUGUCACCUCCCUCCCAGCACCGCCCCAGUGCCAGCUUUGCAAGCUGUAGCUACCGAACACCUUCCAACUAUAAUGAAAACAUAUCAAUAUGUAGUUGAUCCAAAUUUUGCCCAAGUAUUCAUUAGCAAAUUCACCAUGGUGAAAAAUAAAGCCUUGAGGAAAGGAUUUAAUUAGUAAUUAUUUGUGGUGAGUAUAGUAACACCUUACGGGUUUGAAAGUAAUGUUUUCUCUGCAGUAACCUACUUCAAGUGGAGAUGCGUGUAAUUUUUGAGGAGGUAGGAGAUAAUAACAAAGCCCAAUAGCUUUUCUAAUCUUGACAACAUUCCUGCUUCCUCACCACGAUACUAGUGCUGGAAGGAAAGUGUUCUAGCAAACGAAUAAAGUGAAAAGGAACAGCCUUGGACUAUAGCUCAAUCAAAAUCCUUUUUCUUUUCAAUAACCAAAAAUCAGAGAAUAAGGAAAAAUUGCGUGCGUACAGACAUCUUUGCCAGACACACAAAAUGUGUAUCAAUACCUACUCUAUCAUAUUUUAGGGUCUGCCAGUUUCUGUUAUAAACCAGGUUUAUAACUCAGCUGUAAAAACUUGCUCAAGGCCGAGCCUACACACACACACACACACUUCCCCCAGCAUCUACGUCCUGAGGCAAAACAUUUUCCCCCACUAAAUCUGAAAAACCCGGUGUGGCUGGUUUAAGUUACUAGUGACAGCUGGGUUUUAGCACCACUUUAACCUUAAAAUAGCUUCCUUUAUUUGACUGAAGUUUUGCAGGACAUUAGUCCUUAAUGUAAACUAGUGCCUUUGUGUGGUUUGGAGAACAAAACAUGAACUACAACAUGAAUUUAUUUUUCAAACUCUCUGUAUACAGAAACUUUAUUUUAUCCACCAUCAAAUUUUCAGAAGGACUUUAAAUGUAUAUAUGACAUUGUGCAUUGUCUGGUCGUUAGCUGGAAGCCAGUAACAUGCAGUUCAAAAAUUUAAGCAGAGCUCCGUCUCCUUGAAAUCUACCAAAAAGCUGUAAGCUCAAUGUAACAUAGAUGUGCAGGUGUUAAGUACGACUUCGUUGGGUCUCGCUUACUUCUGAUCUGCCACCACUACACAGUAUGUACUCACUUAAGCCCUAAUUCAGUUUACUUUCAUCAUCUUUGAACAGCUAAAAGCAGGGAUAUUUAGAAACAUGACUUCGCAAAUAUGUUUGUGCCAAGCAAAGUGAGAUCAUUUUUUUUCAAGUUGGUCGAAAAGUAUGGACCUACAGGCUUCAAUUACAUCAAUAGUUAAUGACACCGUCACGAUAUACUUACGAAUAUGAUGUUAAACACAUCAAGACAAAUGAGCUUUCCAAGUGUCUUAUUUUUCAGCUAUUUUACAGUUUGUAGUAGACAAGAAAUCACUGUCUCUGGGUACAGUUAAGAUUACUUUAUACAACAAAUCUGGCUAUGGCAGCUUUAAAAAUCAAAAGCUUACUUGGUUUUCAACUAUGUAUGUUACUUUUCUCUCCUUUUCUGUGUACUUACGGAAAUGAAUUUUGUAUGGGGAUUCCUAAACAUGGUCGGAAUUGGAGACAAGAACUGGAAUAAAAUCUGAUCAUCAUUUGGAGCAGAUACAUAUGCUUUAUAGUUAAUAACUUCUAUGCAUACUUGAUAUGACCAAAUGCACAGUAAAUAAGAAUGUAGUAACUGCAAUGUUUUUCUCGUGAGUUCUGUUUUGUUAAUAGCUAUUUCUAAAAGCCGUGUCUUUUGUGUACUGAAAAUACAGAAGCCUGGGAUCUGCAUUGUCUUUCCUGAAUGUGAAACAAGCCCGUCCGUUAUCAACAUUUCAUACAGUGAUUUAAUAAUUUAGUCAUUGUUUAAAUAACACUAUUUAAAUAAUGUAUAUGUAUAUACACAUACGCUUCAUUCCUGAAUAUUUUAUGGAAAUAGUUUAAUACUUCUAAUUUUGCAUAUUGGUGGAUAAAUUGUAAUAUAAUGAGAUUGUUUAAAGAUAAUAAAGCUAUUCC